GCUAGCAACCAAAUUUCCCGGGAACGGGAGGGCUGGGAAGCCAAGUCAUCUCUCUCUCUCUCUCUCUCUCUCUCUCUCUCAAAUCCCUAAACCCCCAAAUUUCUCGUGUUCUUCUCUCAAUCAAAACCCUAGAUUCUUCAGAGAAAUCCUUUUCUCAAUCCUUCCGCCAUAUCUAGAAAGGAUGGUGCUCACGAACUUCACUGGAAAUGGUGUCGGAUUUGGGUUUGGCAUUGGCUGUGGUUUUGGAGUCGGAUGGGGGUUUGGAGGGAUGCCUUUGCAUGCAUUUGGUCUUGGCAUAGGGGGCGGUUGUGGUGUAGGCCUUGGUCUUGGCUGGGGCUUCGGCAGCUCCUUCGGUUGUCAAUACAGAAAUUCCAAGGUUAGGUUUCGUGGCAUUGAAUUUGAUAGCAAAGUCAUCAAUGAAAAGCCCGAUCAAGAUGUUCAUACUUCCAACCUGGAUUUUCUUGGAUCUAGUGGGAAAAUGAUUGGGAUGGCCGAGGAGGCACAUGAUAUGUCCACGGGCUAGACUCUCUUUGAUGUUGUAGGCUCUGAGGAGGCCUGUUGUUUCUCUGUUUUGUAUUUUGGUAUCCGACUUUGUGU
Dioscorea cayenensis subsp. rotundata (Guinea yam) is the source of this 597-nucleotide messenger RNA. RefSeq names its product protein TRIGALACTOSYLDIACYLGLYCEROL 5, chloroplastic-like. Bases 182 to 523 code for a protein of 113 amino acids. The transcript has 5 exons. The record is from RefSeq and is a predicted model, not a curated record. NCBI's taxonomy places the organism in Eukaryota, Viridiplantae, Streptophyta, Magnoliopsida, Dioscoreales, Dioscoreaceae.